Molecule: messenger RNA, 8962 nt
Organism: Phyllostomus discolor (pale spear-nosed bat)
Lineage: Eukaryota; Metazoa; Chordata; Mammalia; Chiroptera; Phyllostomidae
Gene: MBNL3
Product: muscleblind like splicing regulator 3
Exons: 10
Coding region: 948-2057 (369 amino acids)
Molecular function (GO): metal ion binding
Source: RefSeq, a predicted model, not a curated record
GGAACCCGUUUGUACGUCCCAGCCACGAAGUUAUGUAGGUGGGGCGGGCUUUAAUUUGCUUAUAUCUAAUGAUUUCAGAGCCUCUCUUUAAAAUGGCGGCAUUCAGUAUACACCCCUGCUAAAGGCUCUCCAGGCACCUGGGCCACCUCUCGCAGAGCUGCUUUUGCUUCUGUAGCUAACAGAUGGCAUGUGCCACUGUCGCUGCCACUGCCUCUGCCGCUGAGAGCAGGACCUUUUAGCCUCUGGGUUUGCUCUAGCAGCAUAAGGUUUCUGAAAAGUGUCUUUUCUGAAAACUGAUGCUUUGAUUCCCCUCUAGAGCUGUCUCUUUACAAAGCCCUCUCCUAACCACCACUAUCCCCCAAAACGUGGUGUGCUUGCAGUUUACCUUCAGCAACUUGUCCAUUCUUUUUAUUUGUUUGAUUCUCAGUUUUUCACACUCAAUUUCCCUCAUCUUGAUUUUGCAGCAAGAUUUUUUACACUUAUAAUAUCCUUACCAAUCUUAAUCUUUAAAGACAAGAAAUAGGGAGAAAAACUUUUCUUCCCCUGAGCUGAGACCAUUCCACAAGUUGAAGGGCAGCCAACAGCAUAUGCUUUUUGCAAGAAUAAUUGAAAACAUCAACUGGAGAGCACAUAAUUCUUUUGAAAGUCCACCAGUUAUUUGAAGUAACUUUGACAGAAAAACAAUAUAAAGCACUCAAUAUUUUAACUUUUAUGGUUGCCUUCUUAGGAGUUGGUCUCUAUUUUGAUUUUACUUAUUCUGAUACAAUUUUUAUUGUAUGAUUGACUAGACCUAAUUUGACUUAAAUGAAAACCUAAGUGUUAACAAAGAAAAAUUUCACCAAGCAACCUGUGAAGUCUUUACAUUUAGCUUGAAUUCAUUUUUAAUCUUUGAACAACCAUAAUACUUUCCUAGCAAGGGUGCACUUGAUUUUAAUUUUACUUUCAGUAUGACAGCUGUCAAUGUUUCCCUGGUUCGUGACACCAAGUGGCUGACUUUAGAAGUCUGUAGAGAGUUUCAAAGAGGAACCUGCUCUCGAGCUGAUGCAGACUGUAAGUUUGCCCAUCCACCAAGAGUUUGCCAUGUGGAAAAUGGCCGAGUGGUGGCUUGUUUUGAUUCUUUAAAGGGUCGGUGUACUAGAGACAACUGCAAAUACCUUCACCCUCCUCCACACUUAAAAACACAGCUGGAAAUUAAUGGACGGAACAAUUUGAUUCAACAAAAGACUGCUGCAGCCAUGUUUGCCCAGCAGAUGCAGUUUAUGCUCCAAAAUGGUCAAAUGCCACCACUCAAUUCCUUUCCUGUGACUCCACCACUUGCACCUAAUCCUACCAUGGCUUUCAAUCCUUAUUUGCCUCAUCCUGGGAUGGGCCUGGUUCCUGCCGAGCUUUUACCAAAUACACCUGUUUUGUUUUCUGGAAACCCGCCUCUCACAUUGCCAGGAGCUGCUGGUCCAAAAGUGAUGCGUUCGGAUAAACUGGAGAUUUGCCGAGAAUUUCAGCGUGGGAAUUGUACCCGUGGUGAGAGCGAUUGCCGCUAUGCUCAUCCUACUGAUGUCUCUAUGAUUGAAGCAAGUGAUAAUACUGUGACCAUCUGCAUGGAUUACAUCAAAGGCCGAUGCUCCCGGGAGAAAUGCAAGUACUUUCAUCCUCCCCCACACUUGCAAGCCAAACUCAAGGCAGCUCAUCACCAGAUGAACCAUUCAGCUGCCACCACCAUGGCCCUACAGCCUGGUGCAUUUCAACUGAUACCAAAGAGAUCGGCACUUGAAAAGACCAAUGGUGCCACCCCGGUCUUUAAUCCCAGUGUUUUCCACUGCCAACAGUCUCUGGCUAACAUGCAGCUCCCCCAGCCGGCAUUUUUCCCUGGAGGGCAAAUAUUGUGCAUGGCACCUGCUUCAAAUAUUGUGCCUAUGAUGCACGGUGCUACACCUACCACUGUGUCUGCAGCAACUACACCUGCCACCAGCGUUCCCUUUGCUGCAACAGCUACAGGCAAUCAGAUACCCCCAUUAUCAAUAGAUGAACUGAAUAGCAGCAUGUUUGUUUCACAGAUGUAGAAGUUACCGGUAGAACAUUGAAAUUCUGAACAACAGAGUUAUGGAAUAUCAGAAUCUCUCCGUCAGAACUUCCAUGUAGCCUUUCUAUAUAUAGUGUUGUACGUCCUCUUCUACCAACACAACAAUAAGCAUGGUGCAGUCAAUAUAGUAAAUAAAACAAAAAUACCAACCAACAAAUUUAAAUAAAAUCAAAGCAUUUAACAAUCAAUGGAGAUGUUAAAACAAAACAUGAAUACAAAACUACCAUCUAUCUUAUUUAAAUUAUUAGGUAGAACACUACCAUAAAAUUUUGUAAUUUGUCACACUAUUCUUUGUGAUUUUCUAAUAACUUUUAUGCUGAGUGAAUCUCCACAAUGAAUUUUUGGCUUACUGUGCAUUCUUAGUGGGUAAAUAUUUAACUGUUUUGAAGUAUUACCUUACUGUUUUGUUUAUGCAAUAGCCUAUUGGGUUGAUUUAAAAAGGUAAAAAUUGUAUCCAAAGAUCAUUCCCCCAUUAUUGUAUUGUACUAUAUUGUGGUAUAUUGUGUUGUGUUAGGUUUUUACAUACUACAGGGUUUUGCUGUAAUAUGUGUGGUUUUUGGUUUCAACUAAAAUGUUACUAAUGGUAAACAGAAAUACAUUUGCUUGUGAAAUAUGACAGGUUAAUGUUAAUAUACUCUCUCUGUUUAGAAUAUUUCUGGGGGAUUCUCAGGGCAGCCAUUUAAAAAGCCUCACUUCUGAGUGUUUGCAAAACCUGUUCAUAAACAUCCAUGUAAAUAAUUUAUAGCUGCAAAUCUGACCUUGCAUAAUAUGAUUACAUUAGUAGAUUAUUUCUGAGGAAAUAUAAUUACCUGCUAAAAAGAGGGAACUUCUUAAACAUUAAUCCCUAAUUUCACUCUUUAAACAUCUUGGAAAACUAGAAUUUAUCUUUAAAUACAUUUCUCAGCAUUUAUGCUGAAAAGUGUAUAAAGUGCCCAUUAUAUUUUUUUUGUGGCUGAAGGAUUUAGACACACUCUUAGGUUGAGUGUCUAAAACAGCCAUUUGUCAUCUUCAGCUGAAAAAUUGGUACUUGGAGGCUUAAAGGUAUGCUAAUUACAGGUUAUAAAUUUAACAGGGAGAUGGGAACAUGGAGACACUUUUUAUGUAUUGGAGGAGAGCCUGUAAAAACCAUUGCAAUGUAACCUUUUACAGAAGAGCCAUUUCUGAAUCCAAAUGGCUCAUGCUUUUUAGACUACUCUGAAUAGUAAGUAAGAUGCAAUCUAGCAAGAUUAGUCAGGGUGAAAGAGAAUUGGUUCUAAGUAAGGCCUUUCCUCCCCAAAUGGACACACUUUUAUAUUGAUCACAGUUGGAGCCUGAGUAUAGCUUUGGAGAAAUGGCAAAAAUGGGGAGGAGGAUAGGAAGACGUUUAAAAUUACUCUUUGAUUUAUUUAACAGUUUUAGGAAGGAUAUCACAGUUGGCUUUAGCUCCAGUUUAGCUGAGUUUUCAGUUUUGUUAAACACUUAUCAAAAGAGUAAAUGUUUGUGAUAUAUGUCAGAUGUUGCCUUCCCAAAACUUUAUUAACAACAGAGUUCUCUCAUCAUAAACAAUGUUGAUUUGUAUUUGUAUUUUUACAUGUAUUUGGAUAUUAUAAGAGAGGUUUUUAAGACCCUUUGGAUGAGACAGAAUGGCUGCUCUCCACAGAGCUGAGCUGAAUUCACAGUACUAAUUCUUAUGAAAUACUUUUAACCAAGUAAAAUAGUAAUUAAUUUUUAUGUUAUGUGGCAUACCUCCUCCUCUUUAUUUAGUCAUUAAAGUUACUAUUAUUAUAUAGUGGUAGAACCAUAUGAUAGUUUGCAUCAAUGUAGGUUUAAUAUUUUCUACUAAAUAUAUAUUCUCUCACUGGUAAGUGUAAAAUCAUCAAAUUUGAUGUUUAUAGCAAGUUUGUUUUCUACUUCAUGAAAAUGACAAAGAAAAUCUGAUGGAUACCUUAAGCAGGCUAGUAUGUUUGAAUCACAGAACAAUGGAGUUGGUAAAACCUUUUCACAGUUGAUGAAACUGAGGCCUAGGGUAUGUGAUUUGCCCAGGGUUACCUACCUUUUUGGGUACAGUUGGACUUGGAAAUAUCUCCUGACUCCCAGUUGUUUCUCUGUUUCACACUGUUUGUGCUUCAAAAUAUUUGGAAUUCCAUCCUAAAGCAGAUCAAUUUGCCUCAAAAUACAAAAGAUCAAAAUUAGCUCUUUAAUAGUUGAUGAGAUCCUCUUGAUUUUAAUUAUCAACCCAGUCAUGAUCAUCAGUGAUUUCUAAAUGGGUUUGCUUCUAUGGAACCAUUGCCAUCUGUUUACAGUAUUGCCUAGACUUAAAGAACAGGAGGUUUCCUGACUUUUACCUAUUGUUUUUGAACAACUUAAUUUCUCUUUCCUCAAAUCUUAACAUUGUUAGAGAAGAAAGGAGAGUUCAUCUUUAUGAAAUUACUCAUGUUUGGAACUGAAUUUCGCAUAUCCUGUGUCAGUGCCUCUCCAGAAGAGCAGAUCUGAUCACAAAACUCCAGGAAGGCUGUACCUGAGCUAGUCUGGAUAUAUCCCUAAAGGAGAUACAGAAGUUUGGGGGGCACAAUGAACUUUUUGUAUAGUUUGACAUUUUGAUCCAACAUAUUAUCUCAUUUCAUUUUUUUAAACUUCUGAUGAAGAUGUACAUAGACAGUACACCUGGAGUGCAGGUGUCUUCAUGUUACUUUAAGCACUGGAAGACAUGUUUUAGUAAAAGGUUUGGUGAAGAAUAUUCAGGGUAGUUGAAUUUUGGAUGCCACAGUUUUGAUGUUGUUGGCAUUGAAAAAUUGCUUUAAAAGUGAGUUUAAAGAAAGUCAAAGUACUAAAGUUUUGAUGUAGCUACAAAAGAAUUUUGACAUAAAUGGAAUUUUAAGAUAACAUUCUUUAAAUUAGUUGUGCAAUGACUUGUUCAAUUUAUCUUUAUUCAAGAAAAGAAGAUCAGUCAUUAGACUAUAAACUUUCAGAUAAAGAGAAGUCACAAAACUAAUCAGUGACUCUAAACAAAAAUUUACUGAAUGAAUUGUAUAUCUAAAAUUCUAAUCAUUUGUGAUUAUUAGUUAACAUUUUAUAAGCUUUGUAAUUUGCAAAGGCCUCUAUUUUUACUUAUCCAAAAUUGUUUCUGUUUAUUUCUCUUAGCUUUCUGCAAAAAUAUGUGAGAGUGCUGAAACUUAGACAAAAUAAGUCAUGUAUAUAGAGAAAAUAAUCUAAAAAUAUCUUUUAAGAGGGUUUUAGUAGUGUCAAUUUUUAAAAGCACUGUGACCAUAAGUAUAGAGAUUAACAUUAAAUCAAAAUUAAAUGGAUUCAUAAAAUUUCUAUUAAACACAGUAUUUGCUUUUACAAAUGGAGCAUGAUUCCACAACCAGCUAUUGCAUUUCAUUUCACUUGUCUAGAUUAGUCUGUAAUUUCUAGUUGAUCAUGGUGUGAAAAGCCAUCUUCUCCCAACUCCAUCAAUCUCUACAUUUGUUUUUGAACCUGUUUUAAAGUAUUUUUAUAUUGCCAAAGUUGUUUUCCUACAUCACUAGACUGUGUUCACUAAUUGACAGCCUUACCAGCCCUCCAACUGGGGAAAAGCAAGAACCUCCUCACUACCACCAUCAGGAACUGAAUGAAAUUAACCUUUAUAACUUGACUCUAUUUUUAAUGGCAUGACCAUUUAGCACAGUAAUGUAUAAAUAAUGACAACAUUGUCAGUAAAUUUUAUUAAAUAACAUAUAAGGAAGGCCUGUGUGCUAUUUGGAAUGUAUUUGACUCUUUCCCCAAUCCUUUGGAGACAGUAGAUGAGGAUGCUCUUAGGUAAAAUGCAGCUGCAAAGUUUCUGAGUUAUUUUAAUCUGUAGGGUAGGGUGUUAUAUACAUACAGGUUAGAAAGUGGAAUCCUCUUUUACUUUUUUAUCUCUUCUGCAUUUCACACACAUUGAAAUAGAAAUAGGGAAAUAUGAUUUCUCAAUCCUGUUGAAUAGAUUUAGAAAGGUAGUGCCCUAAUUUUAAUUUCACCAGUGCCUGUUAAAGGCAGUAGAAUAAAUACUAUGUAAAAACAUAUAACUUUUUGGAAAUUUAGUUGAUAGCCUAAUUAAACUGUAAACAUAAUGAAAAAUUAAGGUUCUUAGCACCAAACUCAGUAAUUGGUGCCACAUUUUUAUUUUACUUGUUAGUUUUUAAGGUUUUGAUUUUAUUAGUUUUUAUAUAUCUCUUAGUAACUAAUGAAUUUACUUUUGAAGGAGAGUUAGAGAAGUUUUAAGAUUUUACUACAUGUAUAUAUUCAACCUGGUUAGAUAGGUUCUAAACUGACACUGAAGCAUGAUAAGAUAUAGAUUGUAAUACAUAACUAUUCUUUACAGUUCACAGUUUAAGAACAAACUUAACUUUAUAUACAAAUAAUAAUUUUAACUAAUUAUAUUUAGUCGUUGCUUUAGCAACAAAACUACAACAUGGCUACCUUAAGACACCUUUUUGGUGAAAGUUUUACUUGUACACUAUACAUGGUUUUAACAGUAUGCACAUGUAGAAGACACAUCUCAAAUCUCAGAAAAUGUAUGUGGUUGAUUUAUUUUUUAUCCUAAAUUUCCAUGUGAAAGCUUAAUUUGUGUCCUAGUGUGGCUUUUUCAUCAAAAAGUUUACAAGAUGUGGAUUCUAGAAUUUGGCUUUAUGGCUUAUAGAAUUUGCUGUGUGGAUAGGGAGAUUCCACAGUAUUUAGACUUCAAAACACAAUUGUGGUGUUUAUAAUACAUUACCUGAUCUUUUUUCAUAGCUUCAUUUAUUCAAAAUUAUUUAAGUGGCAUAGUUAUAGCUGCAAAAAUUCUCUUCUGGAAUUACAUACUUAAACAAAUAUAUCCAAAUAAAGAUUAAAGAAUAAUGAAAACAUAUUAUGAAAUUAAUGCAUUUGUGAAAUCAUGCAUAAAGAUACCUUGGAAUGACCCCUUAACAGUGUUUAAGAGACAUAUGCUGCAGUUAACUGAUUAUCUCAGUUAGGGUGCGAAUGUGUGAGACACACCUUUUUUGCACUUAUGUACAUAGUCCAUAAAAGCAAUCCUUGGAGCUUGUUUUAAUAUAAUAAGUCUGUGAGAAUAGUGGAAAAGUUAGUAAGAGAGAGUUAUUUCUAAGGCUUUGAGAUGGAGGGGUUUAUUUGCUGUAAGACUUAGCUAAACAGCAUAUUGCUUUGCUAUUGUGGAGGCUUUCUAGUUUGCUACAGCUGAUCAAAAGAGUGGACUGGUAACAGGUAACAGCUCAUCUUCAGCUAGGAAUACUGAACAAGAGUAAAACUACUUUAUCUUUUAGCAAGAACACUAGCAGAGAUUGUUUGCUUUUUAAAGUAAUCCUCUCUGUAUUAUCACAUAUACACAUAUACACACACCAGGCAGGUUUCUACCUGAGGUUUUCUUCGAUGAUUUCAAGUAAUGAAAUACCUUGCAAAUCUUGAAAUGGAUAUUCCCAUUAUGAUCAAAUUAGACUGCAUCUGUCACAGAAAAUUAUCAAUUGACAUAUAUCAGUUACAUAAAUUAAAAUCUAUUUAAGUGGCAAAUUAUUAAUGCUUACCACUAUUUCCCCAUUAAGAUCCAGAACCCAAAACCAAAUUGGCAACCAUUGAAAAGGUUUAAUUUAAUAGUUAAGUAUGACCAGUAUGGGGCUUUUCAUUCCCUUCAAUAAAGGAAAAUAUGCUCCUGCGACAACUUUAUACAUGACUCUAUUUGCCUUAUACUUGUUCACUGGAAGCUGUUUUCUGAUUUAACCGUGACCAGGUUAGAAAGUACUUCACUGUGCCACUUCCAUCUUUAACUGCUUUAACUACACAGAAGAGAAUCAGCUGAAAUCUUACAUACAUAAGAGCUGGGAAAGAAUGUUUCAAUCAGACCAUCUCUGCCAAUUUCAGCUCCCACAUCAUCCAUAGAUCAGCUUUUAAUUUUUUGUUGCCUCCAAAGAGGUCUAGAAAAGGUCGAGGAUAGAAAGUUUUAACAAUAGGCCACCACAGGUACUUUGAUCCUUCACAUCUUGGGACUUGUUGCCCUUUCCCUGGAGAAAGAGUCAUCCUGAGGUUGAGGGAGUUACUAGUAUUGCUGCCCAUUUUGAUAUUUUUCACUUACAGAGACAGGAAAUUAAGCCAAAGCUAGAAAGCAGUCCAAGCCUUAUAAUUCUCCAAUAGCUCAGGGCCAGUUGGUUAGAUUUUUUUUCCCUUCAGCCCAUCCUAGAAUCAACCAUACAACUAACAGUCUAACCAUCUGACCAGCAUUUUCAUUGAUAUAAAAUGUAAGCAUUCACUUAUUCUGUAGCUAAGAACUCCAACUUUAAUCUUAUCACUGACAUAUUUUUUCACAUGGCCUUGUGAAUGUAUAGCCACAAGAAUAUAGUAUCAUAAGGUCAAUAAAAAUAUGGUAAGAUUUUAAGUCAGUAAAAAUCAUCUGUAAAAUAGUAAGAAUGACCUAGAUAUCCAAAUUAUUUAUGGCAUGAUAUGUCUUGACAGCCACUGGAUCACACUCUUUGAAGCUUAAACACGGUGGCUGUGUUUAAAUAUGUAAAACUAGAGAAUAAACUAUAACAGAAUGUGAAUAACUUGAGGCCAAAAGAGGACCCUGCUGUUAAGACCAGGAAAAGGGGUUAGUUGAUGAAUUCACACAGUUUCCAGCUUCUCCAUUUGUCCUCACCUGGAAGAGAACCACCAUUUAAUAAUCCAAAAUGAGAUUAUUCCAGAGAAAUAGAGAAAUGUUAUCUUUAAAUAGAACCCAUACUUAAUUAUAGUGCUAUAUCUAAAAGAAAAAAAAAUGUAUCACCAUGAAGUAAGUCACUACUAUUUUCAGAUAUGUCAAAAAAAUCCUUGCUAGUCAUCUCCUACAUCAUAUUACUUUAAUAAAAUACCUCUGUAACAAGACCUAAAAGUAACACCAUUUUAAGCAGUGCUUCUCCAACCCCA